GAGGAGGAGGGUCUAUAAGUCUACAACUGGAGAUCACAGUCUCACUUAGCAUCAAGACAGGAUGAAACUCACACUGCUCUGCUGGCAGCUCUUGCUGUUGAGUACACUGGUAUACUGUAGCCUCGGACAAGGUGGAGAUUUCUCUCUUCCAGCCUCUCUGAUUGUCAGCCCUGACAGAUCUCAGUUCUUUGAAUAUGAGUCUGUCUCUCUGAGCUGUGAGGUUCAGGGGAACUCUGCUGGAUGGAGAGUGGUGAGGAACACAUUGAGAGGAUAUCUUUCAGAGUGUAAUACUGACUGGGGAAAACAACAAGGGUCUUCAUGCAUCGUGUAUCUAAUACCAUCAGACAGUGGAGUGUACUGGUGUGAGUCUGGAUCUGGAGAACACAGCAAUGCUGUCAAGAUCACAGUACAUGCAUUUCUGAGUGUCAGUCCUGACAGAUCUCAGUUCUUUAAAUAUGAGUCUGUCUCUCUGAGCUGUGAGGUUCAGGGGAACUCUGCUGGAUGGAUACUGAAGAGAUACACAGUCUCUGGGGAGCGUUCAGAUUGUGGAGGAAACUGGGGAAAGCAACAAGGGUCUUCAUGCAACGUGUCACUAACACCAUCACACAGUGGAAAGUACUGGUGUGAGUCUGGGUCUGGAGAACACAGCAAUGCUGUCAACAUCACAGUACAUGCUGGAGCUGUGAUCCUGGAGAGACCUGUUUAUAUAUUAUAUACAGCUGGAGCUGUGAUCCUGGAGAGCCCUGCCCUUCCUGUCACUGAGGGAGAUUCUGUGACUCUGCGCUGCAGACAUCAGGGAACUCCCUCUGACCUCACAGCUGUUUUCUACAAAGAUGGAUCCCUCAUCAGGGCUGAGUCUUCAGGAGAGAUGACCAUCCCUGCAGUAUCCAAGUCAGAUGAAGGAUUCUACAAGUGUUCCAGCUCGAAAGGAGAAUCACCAGAGAGCUGGAUGACUGUGACAGAUGCAGGUCCAUCUCCCAUUCCAUCUCCAUCAGUCCCAGUGUUGUCCAUGUCUCUACCCAGGCUGCUGUGUAGUCUACUGGUGGGGUCUCCCUACCUGCUGGUGACCAUCAUACUGCUGGUGAAAGGCUGCAGGAGCAGGACUCAAGGUGAUCGUGUUGAAGAAGAGUGAGGAUGAGAACACCUGAUCACCAUAACAACCAUCAGAAUGGAACUCAUGGAAUUCUAAUAUAGAACUGUGAGUCACAAUGCUGUAUGUUGUUACAUUGUAGCUCCACCUGCUGGAACAAUAGUGGCAUUUGAUCAAAUGUGAUCUAUUAACUGAUACAUGUAUUAUUCUGAUUGGAAUGUGUUUUAAUAUAAUGUGUGUUGUAUUAUUCAUUCAGCAGCUGUCCUUUAACAUCAGUCAUAUACUGGUCAUAUACUGUAUAGCAUUAUGGUUGAUACAUUGUAAAUGCCUUCACUUUUCAUGUCUAUACAGAUCAACUGUGAGGCUUAGUGAGGCUUUAUUAGUCAGCCGGCCCGCCUGGUUCUUUGUGCGGGAUUAUUGUAACCCUGGUGUUUGCUAUAGAUGUACGUGUUCGUGUAUGCUAGACUGUUUUCAUUCCCUGUGUCUGGGGCAUUUGGUUUAAGAACCCGAAAGUGGGGUGGUGUGUGUGCAUUAAAGGAGCACUUUAUUGAACUCUCUGCUUUCACCCUCACGACACCCAGGACCUUACACUUGUUUUGUGCAAAACCAUUAUUUUAAAAUUAAUGAUCUAGGUAAGAUUUUGCUUUUGUCUUCGUAGAAUUAUGUAGAAUUAUGUAUGUAUGUAGAAUUAAAUAAAUUACUUUCCUCAA
This is a messenger RNA of Oncorhynchus kisutch (coho salmon), 1800 nucleotides long. RefSeq names its product Fc receptor-like protein 5. The transcript has 7 exons. Gene Ontology annotation, molecular function: transmembrane signaling receptor activity. Lineage: Eukaryota; Metazoa; Chordata; Actinopteri; Salmoniformes; Salmonidae. Gene Ontology annotation, biological process: cell surface receptor signaling pathway; immune response. The record is from RefSeq and is a predicted model, not a curated record. Gene Ontology annotation, cellular component: external side of plasma membrane. The coding region runs from base 62 to 1132 and encodes 356 amino acids.